Messenger RNA from Rasamsonia emersonii CBS 393.64, 1425 nucleotides. RefSeq lists its product as uncharacterized. Gene Ontology annotation, molecular function: transmembrane transporter activity. NCBI's taxonomy places the organism in Eukaryota, Fungi, Ascomycota, Eurotiomycetes, Eurotiales, Trichocomaceae. The record is from RefSeq and is a predicted model, not a curated record. Gene Ontology annotation, biological process: transmembrane transport. Gene Ontology annotation, cellular component: membrane. The transcript is spliced from 9 exons. The coding region runs from base 1 to 1425 and encodes 474 amino acids.
AUGGCAGACAGCACCAAAAUCCUCUCCUUGAGAGAAGAAGAGACGAAGACGACGCACUUCAGAGAGAAUCCAUCGAUUGAACAUGGCAUUGCAGACGAGCUGCGAGUCCGCACAAAAACCGACCUCUCCGUCCUCCUCCUCCUCUUCCUCGGCCUGACCGUCUUCCAGCUCGACCGCAUGAACAUAGGCAGCACCCUGACCGGCGGCUUUGCGGCUGAUAUCGGCGUCGACCAGAACACGAUCAACCUGGGCAACCAGCUGAUGUUUUUGGGCAUUGUCGUGCUGGAGAUUCCGUCGAAUAUGCUGCUGCAGCGGAUCGGCCCCAGCAAGUGGAUCUCCGCCCAGGUCUUCAUCUUCGGCCUCGUCGCCACGCUGCAGAUCUUCAUCACCAGCCGGGCUGGCUUCCUCGUCACUCGCAGCAUCUUGGGGCUGGCUGAGGCGGGCUACAUCCCCGGAGGCAUCUACACCCUCUCAACGUGGUAUCCCCGGCACGAGCUGGCCACGAGGGUGGCCGUCUUCUUUUUCGGCAUGUUCGGGGGCAACGCCAUCUCUCCUCUGCUGGGGGCUGGUAUCCUCAAGCUGGAUGGUAGAGUCGAAGGAAUCUGGACCAUCGCAGUGUCGGUCCUCCUAUUUCUCGCCCUCCCAGCUAGUCCAGACAAUCCAAGACCGCUGUUCUUCCCCGGGUUGAUCCGCUUCUCCGAAGAAGAGCAGUCCAUUCUGCGGGUAAGACUGGGGCGAGAUAACCACGAGAAGAAGAACAAAAUUCCCCUGCGCGUCGUCUGGCGCACGCUGGCGAAUUACCGCCGCUGGCUGCACUACCUGGCGACUGCGUGCGUCUUUUCGACCUGGAGUCCGCUGACGACGUACACGCCUAGCAUUAUGCUUACAUUCGUCAACGACGAACAACAAUCGAAACUGACAGCGCCACAGAUCCCUCGGCUUCGACAAAGUCCGCGCCAACGCCGUCGCCGCCAUCGGCGCCUUUUUGGCCCUUCCAGUAGUGCUCUUCUUCGCUUGGCUGAGCGACCGCACCGGACGACGCGGUCUGGCCGUCGGCCUGGCCAUCCUGUGCUACCUGGUCGUGCUGAUCGUCGCGCGGACGGUGCAGAGCCACGAUCAGCAGCUGAGUCGAUGGCACCGCGUCGGCCUCUGGACGGUCGUCAACGCGUUUGCGGUGGGAUAUCAUCCUGUGCACAAUACCUGGGUGCAGGUCAACUGUUGCGAGCCGACGGAGAGGAGUAUUGCGAUUGCGUCGUUGCUAACAGUAUAAUUUUAGGAUAUGCAUACGCUCGGGUCAUGAGCGCCAUCGCAGGCCUUAUGGCAGGGACACAGAUCUUCCGCGCCGGCGAUGGUCCAUUAUAUUGUUGUCAAAUCGCUAACAACGUCGUCUAUUUUGAAGCUACCCCCAUGGCCUCCUCAUCAUGA